AUUAUACUUGAUAAUUCUAGUACAGUGUAAUUAAUAUUUAUAUUGAUAAAGCAGAAUUAAUUCAUCAUUUAAUGUUUUCGAACGCCUGAGUUGAGAGUCCUUGAUUUUUUAUUACUCAAUAAUAAGUAGAUCAAUGAAUGUAAUUGUGACGGUCAGCUGAGAUUUAAUUAGCAGUACGAAGGUCUUUACGUUUAUAAGUAUUUGAAAUCGCACACUACGGGUCGAGAGAACGAACUGCAUUCUGUCUAGUAUUACUGUACCUUUAGUUGCAGUAAGACAGAAAACGGGAAUAGCACAACGUUCCUCGUUCGCCACGGUUUUACACAAAGCGGUGGUGGUUUGAUCUUUUUUAACAAUGGACAAAGUGUACUUUUGUAUUCUGUUGCUAUCGUGCGUAUUAGUCGCGUGUGAAAGAACGAACUCGGUCUACCCGCUAGACACGCCAGCUCUUUUGCAGAUGUAUCGUCUAUCGCGCGCUUGGUUUUUCCAAACCUACGGCCGAAAUGAACAACGAAGUUAUUCAGGAAAAACGGGGAGAGUUCAAGAAGAGAUUCCGUCGAACGUACCUUUUCCUUGUAACGUGACAGGUGGUAGAUCAGCGAAAGUGCCUGACUCGGUAAAUCGACUGAGGCCAGGCGACAUAGACGUUAUCGCCGGGAUGGGCGACUCUUUGACUGCCGGACAUGGACUAUUCGCAAGAGAUUUGCUAGAAUCCCGUAUUGAAAAUAGAGGCGCGUCAGGAGCCAUUGGUGGUGAACGAACUUGGCGAACGUACCUGACGCUCCCUAAUAUUCUCAAAGAAUUUAAUCCAAAUCUAAUAGGCUACGCGUUAGGAGAUUCUCAAACCAUCGAACCUAAGUCACAAUUAAAUGUCGCUGAGAUCGGAGCAAUAUCCAAAGAUAUGCCUUUCAUGUCUAAACAUCUGGUGGACAAAAUGAAAAACGAUUCGAGAAUAGAUAUUAACAGGCAUUGGAAGAUGAUAUCAUUGCUCUUUGGUUCAAACGACUUUUGUACUAAUAUAUGUACAGAUCCGCCUUUGUCCAGCGUAGAAAGACACAGAACCGAUCUGGUUGAAGCGCUUAGGAUAUUAAGGGACAAUUUACCGCGAACUUUCGUUACUGUCAACGUGUCUCCUCACUUAAAGAUACUGGUCGAUGCGAAUAAAGAAAGAUUUUCAUUGAAAUGCUACUUAUUGUCAAACCUUCAAUGUCCGUGUUUAUUCGGCACGCAAUACAAAAAUCGAAGAGAGGAGUAUUACGAUCUAAUAAGUAGAUGGCAAGAAGUAGAGGAAGAAGUAGUUGCCUAUCCAGAGUUUCACAAAAAUGAUUUCACGGUAGUAGCCUUGCCCACUCUUAAACGUAUACAACUGCCGCUUGCUGAAGAUGGAUUAGCUGAUCCGUCAUAUUUAUCCUCUGACUGUUUUCACGUGAGCCAAAAAACUAACGCGUUGUAUGCCAAUGGUCUGUGGAACAAUUUACUGGAACCAGUGGGCAACAAAACCAAUCAUACGUACCCAAUAUAUGAAAGAUUCUUGUGUCCUACCGAAGACAGACCGUUUUUUAUGACACGAGAAAAUUCCCCUAACAAUAAUGAAUUUAGAACAUCACAGAAAAAGAACAAUUAGUAACAAAAAAAUGUAUUAUAAUAAAAUUGUAUAUUUCUCCUUGCA
Ceratina calcarata is the source of this 1669-nucleotide messenger RNA. RefSeq names its product phospholipase B1, membrane-associated-like. The record is from RefSeq and is a predicted model, not a curated record. Gene Ontology annotation, molecular function: glycerophospholipase activity. Lineage: Eukaryota; Metazoa; Arthropoda; Insecta; Hymenoptera; Apidae. Gene Ontology annotation, biological process: phospholipid metabolic process. The transcript is spliced from 7 exons. The coding region runs from base 356 to 1624 and encodes 422 amino acids.